Moneuplotes crassus is the source of this 1731-nucleotide messenger RNA. Lineage: Eukaryota; Ciliophora; Spirotrichea; Euplotida; Euplotidae. The record is from the annotation of a GenBank genome assembly.
UUUGUUCUUAAUGAUCAGUAAUCCUAGUAGAGAAAUUAAUUCCCCGAGCAGCCACAGAGAAAGAACUACUCAUGCUAAUUCUGGCAGGAGUAGGUCUCAGAAGGCAAGAAAGGCAAAUCGGAGGUCGUAUAAAUAACGAUGACACCUCUUCUGAAGAGUUGGACUUGAUGCAGACAUGUGUGAACAUCCGUAACCUGAUGAGUAGGCAUAAACUAAAGAAGGACAGGGUCAGGUUCCUGCUAGUGAACGACAUCAAGCUGAUCAGGGAGAAAAUGCAUAAGUUGAUGGAAAAAGGAAGUGACAGAGAAGAUUAUACCAUUGACGUUAAGAACCAGGGGCAUAAGAGCCCACAAGAUGAGAGGGAACCUGAUGAAGCGAAGAAGGAUUGUAAAGGGGAGAAAGAGCUGGAAUGGGAAUUUUGAGUAUAAGGGAUAAUAACAUCAGUAGAACUCAGAGUGGGAUUGGUAAAACUUCUCCGCUGGUUCUUAAAGAAAUUGAAAUUAUUAAGAAGAAAGAAAUCAAUGGAGAGCAUUCUAAUAUAACUGAGAAAACUGUUCCAGAAGAAACCAUAUUUCCUGAUACAUACCAAGAAAGGAAUACAGAAUCUAUGCUUACUGCUGCUACUAAUCCUAGCUACUGGCAAUCACAGAUGGGAGUUUUAGACCAGUACUCUAUUCCGAUGUACCAGUUUGGGAUGUAUGAUAUGAGUCAGAAUAUGCCACCACAAUUGAGCAGUGACAUGCAGAUCCAGGACAUGCUCAUGGCCCAAGCUAGUUACGGGAAUGUGCCAGGGCAAUAUCCUAAUAUGGGAUAUUUUAAUGAUGCCAAUUAUGUCCAAGAGCAAUUCAAUUCUGAUGCUAACAUGCUCCCGCAAAUGUACAAUUCUGAUUUUUAGGCAGCAGGACUUUCAAAAUCAGUAUUGCUAUGGACCCCAGAUAGGAUAUGGAUUUUCACAUGAGAAUUUGUAUACUGAAGAUCAAGAGAAGAUAGAGCAGAAUUUGAGGUAUAAACAUGAACCUGAGCAAAAUCAGAUUAGCCAAGAGACUACUCAAAAUGUGAAUCAGGCUCCUUGAUCGCUUCAAAAUCCUAAAAUUAUUGAUGAAAAUCCCCAGCUUAAUGAACAAGAAACCCAGAGUCUUCUGAAAGAAAUUAUGAGUGACAAGGAUCAACUCAGUGGCAGUAAUUUUAUUCCUGAGAAUGAAACUGAGGAUGAUCCAAUGGAUGGUACAUCUCAAGAUUACACUUUCAAAAGAGAAAUAGUUGAGAAUAUCCAUGGUCACAGUAGCUCUGAUGAGGCAGAGCCAUCUCAGGAGUUCCAGCCUUCCUCAAUUAAGCUGAAAGUUCUAAAAGGGAACAAGAAAGGCAGAUGAAAAUUCAGGGAGUUUAAGCUAUAUGAUAUCCGACAUAUAUGGCCUCAGUCUUCCAGUGAGAAAAAGAGUUCUGAAAGGGAGAAUAAUGCCCAGAAUUUAGUCUACAAGAACAUUAUAGAUGCUGAAAUGGAUGACGACGUUCAAAGUGAUGAUGAUAUCAUCAAAUGAGCGCAAGCGAAUAUUGUCUCUCUGGAUAGGGCUAUUAAAGAAUAUGUAGCAUUCUGAAAGGUCUACCCUGUCAGGAACCAGAGACAGAAAGUUGAGAGGAACAAAAUCAAUAAGUAUAUCCGCAAUUUGAGGUAUAACUAUAAGAAGCAGACACGUCCAAUUCGAAGGAUGGAUUAGCAUCUUUUUCUAAGUG